Macroventuria anomochaeta is the source of this 1300-nucleotide messenger RNA. RefSeq names its product alpha/beta-hydrolase. The transcript has a single exon. NCBI's taxonomy places the organism in Eukaryota, Fungi, Ascomycota, Dothideomycetes, Pleosporales, Didymellaceae. Bases 250 to 1227 code for a protein of 325 amino acids. The record is from RefSeq and is a predicted model, not a curated record. Gene Ontology annotation, biological process: biosynthetic process. Gene Ontology annotation, molecular function: acyltransferase activity, transferring groups other than amino-acyl groups.
AGUGCGCUCUUCUGUGGUAGACGCGACGCGUAUUGCUGUUAUUGUGGUGGUGGAACGGUUGUGUGGUUGCCGCCGUCAUCGGCUGCAACUGUCAAUUGCGCUGUGUUACGUCAUUGCCAACUCCCCAAUCGCGACUUCCCCAUUGCGACUUCCCCUCCGUAUUGGGAGCAACAUAUCAACGCAUCAACAACACUCAGUUGACUCGAAGAUUGCCAAGUACGCUUCAUCCAACGGCUGAAAGAUACCAAGAUGUCCUCCCAAGGUCCCCCAUCAGUGCAAUACUAUGACAUCCCCAACUUCACUUUCCACAAUGGCGACACGCUCCCAAAUGUCCGGCUGGCGUACCAGGUCCUCAAUCCGCGUCAAGAGAAGAUUGCCGUAGUGCAUACAUGCUUUCGCGGCCGCAUCUCAACCACAUUGACACACGCCGACUAUGCGCUCAGAGAUUACAAGGUAAUCGUCAUCGCACUCUUCGGCAAUGGCGAGUCUUCGUCUCCGUCGAACACAGACAAAUUCGCGACCACUCUCGAAUACAUGGACUGCGUCAAGGCGCAGUAUAAGCUUCUAACUGAAGAACUGAAAGUCGACCAAGUAGACGUCAUGCUCGGCUUUUCCAUGGGCGGGCAAAUUACAUACCACUGGAUCACGACGCACCGAUCAUUCGUCAAGAAUGCUAUCAUCGUAUGUUCCUCCGCCAAAACCUCACGACACAACUUCCAGUUCCUCGAGGGCCCGAAGGCGGGGCUGCAGAACGCCAAAGACACCGAGUCCGGAAUCAGAGCGUUCGGAAAGGGGUACUCAGCAUGGUUGACGAGCGCGGAGUGGUUCGACCAGGAGUUGUUUAAACAGAUGGGGUUUGAUAGUUUGGAUGCGUGGGACGAGAAUGCGACGUUCAAGGAGUACGAGGGAUGGACUGGGGAGGAUUUGUUAGCGAUGCUAGGAAUGUGGCAACGCGGCGACAUCUCUCGGUGCGGUCAAAGUUUUGAUGGCGACUUGAUCAAAGCUCUGAAGCACAUUGAUGCGAGAGUCCUGCUCAUGCCGUGUGAGACUGAUCAGUACUUCCGGCCGAAAGCUAGUGAAAGGGAGGUGUACUACUUGAAAGGCGGCAGAGUUGCCGUUGUGCCUAGUAUCUGGGGGCAUAUCGCUGGCGGUGGUGCGAAUGAGAAGGAUGUCAGGUGGAUGGAAAGGAAGAUUGCGGACUUCCUAAAAGGUAGUUAUCCUUCCUAAUGGGGCUGGCAAAAGUCUACUAGAGAGCUUGCCACGACAUACGCAAUGGUAAUCCACGUACAAAGAACAUAAU